GCCAGCCCAUCUCACUUAUCCCCAGCCAGCUGCCUGGAACUCUGUCUCCCUCUCCAAGCCUAGCCUUCAUCUGCCAAAUGUGACCCCCGUGACCACCACAUCACGUGUCUCCCAUUGUGUAGCACCCCUCUUAUCGUCAUGUUGAACGUCAUGCCAAACAGCAUGGCUUUAAACAGCACAGACGACUUUCCCUGAAGCUGAGUGUUUCAGUGUGGCACACACCUUCGUUGUUCUCCGUGUGAUAACAGCAUGACUCCAUUUACAUGGGCUGUUCACAACCUGCUGUGCAGGUGUCUCAGCAUCCCCAUCUCUGCGUGGUUCACUCUUCUGUGUCUCUUUAUCAUUGUGCCAGCUGUACUCAGAGGCUCUUUUAGUAUCCGCAGCUUGUAUUUGAGGACACUUCUCAAGAUAUUUGAGUGGGCAAACUUACAAAUGAAAAUGAGAGCAAAAGAAAAAAAUCAGCAACUCUACAAAACAUAUACAAAUGGUAUCAUAGCCAAAGAAUCACCAGCAUCUUUGCGGCAGGAGAUCCGGGGUUCUGCCAGCUGUCUGUGCUCAGAUCAUGAGUUUGAUAUGGCUGAUAUCUUCUACUUUUGCCGAAGUGGCGUGGAGAGCAUAGUGGAUGAUGAAGUGACCAAGCGAUUUUCAGCCCAGGAACUUGAGAGCUGGAAUCUGCUGACUCGGAGCAACUACAACUUCCAUCACAUAAAUAUGAGACUUACACUCCUGUGGGGGCUGGGACUUCUCACCCGCUAUGGCAUCCUGCUGCCUCUCAGGGUUAUUCUUGCAGUCACUGGUAUUAGUCUCUUCCUAUUCUUCACCACCUUAGUGGGGUUUUUACCAAAUGCAGCGUUAAGAUCCUACCUCAGUAAAAAGGUUCACAUGAUGGGCUAUCGCAUGUGUGUAAGCUCUCUCAUGGCAAUCAUCACCUAUCAUAACAGAGAAAACAAACCUAAGAAUGGUGCUAUAUGUGUGGCCAAUCACACGACACCCAUUGACGUGAUAAUCUUGGCCAGUGAUCGCUGCUACUCUUUGGUUGGACAGAUGCAUCGUGGGUUGCUGGGGAUGAUCCAAAGCGGAAUGGUCAAAUCCUCCCCGCACAUCUGGUUUGACAGAUCAGAAGUCAAAGACAGACACCUAGUGGCCAAGAGGCUUAGUGAUCAUGUGGCUGAUAAAACCAAACAACCCAUCCUCAUCUUCCCUGAGGGUACUUGUAUUAACAACACAUCCGUGAUGAUGUUCAAAAAGGGCAGCUUUGAAAUUGGCUGCACUAUUUAUCCCGUUGCCAUUAAGUAUGACCCUCGCUUCGGUGAUGCUUUCUGGAACAGCAGUAAGUGUGGCCUGGUGCGGUAUCUUCUCAGCAUGAUGAGCAGCUGGGCCAUCGUAUGCAGCGUUUGGUACCUGCCACCUAUGGACAGAGAGGAAGGAGAGGAUGCAGUACAGUUUGCCAAUAGAGUGAAAGCCACCAUAGCUGCCCAAGGCGGAUUAGUGGAUCUCAUCUGGGAUGGUGGACUGAAACGAUCCAAAGUGAACGAUGCUUUCAAAGAAGAGCUGCAGAAACUUUACAGCAAAGCUCUUGUUGGUGACCAUGAAGACGAAAGUGAAAAGGAUGGAAAUCCAGAAAAAAAAGACUUAACCACAAGACAAUGAGGACACAGUGAACGCAUGUUAUCACCGCAGAGUUUUACUUCUUAAAGAACAUUUUACAUAAGGUGAAUCUAAAAUACCACAAGCAGCAAUUUGCACACUUAAUAGGUGCUUCAUUGGGUACAACUUUCUAGUAUUGGGCUGGACCCUCUUUCACUGUGGUCCAAAAUGUGCCAAGAAGAUAUUCCCCACACUGUUACACCAUCACCAUCAGCCUGAACUGCUGGUAAAACGCAACAUGGAUCCAUGCCUUCAUGUUGUUUACACCAAAUUAUGAACCUGCCAUCAGCAGAAAUCGAGACUCAUCAAACAGGCAAUGUUUUUCCAAUCUUCUGUUUUACAAUUUUGCUGUGCACUUAGGGAUGCUCUUCUCCGCACCUUUGUUGUGAUGAGUGAUUGUUUGAGCCAAUGUUUACCUUCCUAUCACUUCAAAGGUCAUUCUUCUCUGGCCUCUGGCAUCACCAAAGCAUUUUAACUCAGAGAACUGCUCCUCACUGGAUAUUUAUUUGUUUUUGGACCAGUCUCUGCAAACCCUGAGAUGGUUUAUCAGUAAAUCCUAGUAGAUCAGAAGCUUCUGAAAUAUUCGGACUAGCCCAUCUGGCACCAACAACCAUGCCACGAUCAAAACCACUUAAAUCGUCUUCCUUCCUCAUUCUGACACUCAUUUCAAAUUUCAGCAGAUCUUGUACAUAGACCAUGUACAUAUUCUUAAAUCACUGGAUUGCUGCCCUGUGACUAGGUGAUUAGAUAUUUGCUGUAAAAAUGAGUUACACUGUUAUUUCUACCAGGGUGUAGACCAAAGAAAAUGAUUUUAUGCAUCUAAAGAUCUAUAUUGCGCUUUGUAUCCAAGGUCGGUCUAAAUGUAUUUAAAGUUGUAGGCUACUUUAAUAACUUUUCUCUUCUUUAACUGUUUGCCUUUAGGCGAAAACCUGAACAUCUCUGCCACCGUUUUGUGGACACGUGAGCUUGUUGUUGUAGUAUCUGAUUAAAACAUUCUCCUCUGUCUACAACAAGUGUUUACUACUAAAACUGUUACAUCACAGCCAGACACUUUGGCAGUGCUAGCUCAUGUGCGUCACAGUACUAAUUGGCUCAAGUGUCUAUAUGUGACUCUUUCCUGAAUUUUGUCCAUGAAAAGGAAAGUGAGAUCACACUUUUUCAGGGCUGGUCCACCGUUUAAGAUUUAAUAAUGAAGAGCUUCAGUUUACUUGUCCUUGACUCUUACAGCAGACUUUCCUCUACAAAGUAAAUUAGCCACAUUUUGCUUUAAAGUUUGUUCCCUUUCUCAAACAGCAGGAGUCAGUAUUUGAGCAGCAAUUUGUGACAUGGCAAUUAAUUUACCUUUAUCAACAAACAUAUAAAUUGCUCUAGGGACUCGUUUAGACAGCAGUGACCAAAAUAAAUGCAUUUACCGUGCCUAUGCAAGCGUAUUCAAGGUCAUGUAGAGGAAAAUGCAUGCAAGGAACCAGCUCUGAAACUGGGGGAAA
Oreochromis aureus is the source of this 3134-nucleotide messenger RNA. It is a transcript of the gene gpat4, whose product is annotated as glycerol-3-phosphate acyltransferase 4. Gene Ontology annotation, cellular component: endoplasmic reticulum. The coding region runs from base 250 to 1650 and encodes 466 amino acids. Lineage: Eukaryota; Metazoa; Chordata; Actinopteri; Cichliformes; Cichlidae. Gene Ontology annotation, biological process: triglyceride biosynthetic process. The transcript has 14 exons. The record is from RefSeq and is a predicted model, not a curated record. Gene Ontology annotation, molecular function: glycerol-3-phosphate O-acyltransferase activity.